AUGGCUGAAGGAGGAGACAGUGGCUACGGUCUCUACCAGGAAGAUCAAGAUGAUACCCUUGAUUGGACGGGUCUACUGGCCCUCUUCAUUUACUGGGGUGUGUCUGUCGGCUACUACACGAUAUUCCACUCGCUCAUUUUCGUUGGCGGCACCGAUUACCGUUGGAGCUGUAUUAUGCGUGGGGGUAGUCUCUUCUUUACUUUCUACUCUUUCCUUAUGACAUUUGAUUCAGCCUUCCCCAUGGAAGCACCUUUGGCAGUGAAGCCACUGCAAGUUGUCUUACUUGCCCAAGAGAUUAUAGAAGCUAAACUUUCUGCUGUGGAAGAAGACAUUACUUACUUAGAGAAAAAACGAGCCUGUUACGUCCAGCAGAGGCUGGAGAUAGCAUGUGAACUGCAGAGAAGGCAAAUGCUGGCUAUGCCUAUUGGUCAGCUCCCUUUCGAGCAUAUAGUUCAGUUCCUCACUGAUAGAGACGUGGCGAGACUAUCCGCUACUAGUCGUCAUUACCGUGUGGCGUGCCGCGACCCUAUUAAAGGGAAAUUGAUGGUCCCUCACAUUGCCCAUGGUGGAACCAGUUCUGCAUCCUUUGGUCGCACCAUGAAGGCUGUGAGCCGACUGUGUCUGCCAAGCAUCGAGAGCAUGAAACUAGAUGCCCGGAAAUCAGGGGCGCAUGGCCUUCUCUCGGCACUGUCUCGCCUAAGUGCGGGUUCGGUAUCGAAUCUUCGGACCUUACGGGUCAACUGCGCUGCUGAGAGGGAGUUCUUUGUUGACAAUCUGCUGGAGUUCUGCACUGAGGUGAUGGCACCCAACCAGCUGGAGUCACUCCAUAUUAGCGGCCUCCGAAGCUUCGAUGCCUUGUGCGAAAUUCUGCGAGCCCAUAGCGCCUCUCUCAAGACGGUGCGAGCGGACUAUUUUGUAGCGGGACACGAGACGGCGUUCGAGAAGGAGGCCCUACCUAUAAUGCCGAAGCUUACAUCAUUAGCUCUUGAUGUGGCAGAUGUGACGACGAUAUCGGCGUCAUUCGCACUGGAUAUGCUGAACGCUAUUGAGCGACCUGAAAUGGUUACGCGAUUGUAUCUUCCUCACGUUGAAAUCAGUGGAGACAGUCACGAUGUUAGUGCUGUAACUAAAACACUUAGUCGCUUCACUUCUUUGAAGCAACUAGUCCUGAGAUUCGGCUUCAUGCCAGUUAGUGUCGAGAAGCUCAUCAGGAUGCGGCAGAUGGACUUGGGACACCUUCCAGCUGUCUGCAUAUCCGAUCACUUCAUUGUCGCCAUGGAGAAAUGGGCACCCUGGUGGCCUAGCAUUGCUGAGGUGUGGGAGAAGGAGGAUGGGAUUACUGGACUGUCGGUAUUUCACGAGCAGAUCGACUUUGAGGCUCUCGGCACUUCGGCGGCUCGAGAGUGGUCCAAACUUAGUCCCGAGGAACAGCAAAUGUGGGAGAAGAAGAUCGCUCCUACGGUUAAGCGCCUCUUCGUGGAAGCUCGAGCGAAAGCACCACCACGAGAGGUCCCACGGCUUGGCAGAAGCCAACAGUGUGUUGCUUCUGGAUGACGAAUUCUUCCAGUGUCCUUUUAACUCAUCAUAUUCUUGGCUUGCCGCCUUAUGUAUAAUAUCAUUGAUCGAUACUAGUCAGCAUCUGCUUGAAGGCCUUUGGGCUCGCUGUGAGUAAUGUCAGAUUGUCUUAUCUUUCGGAAGCGCACGAUUAAGCCGCUCCGUUGUUUGUUGUUGCUGGUUGCGAUGAUCAUAGUCUUGGCCUUGGCGAUUGUUGCUCAGUUGCCUCCUACGUACAAUACAGGCAUUCUGAAUGCCAUUAUUUCUGUUCAUAUACACAUCGUUGUCGUCCGAAUUCUUAUAUCCGCUAUGG
This is a messenger RNA of Perkinsus marinus ATCC 50983, 1867 nucleotides long. RefSeq lists its product as hypothetical. The coding region runs from base 1 to 1554 and encodes 517 amino acids. Lineage: Eukaryota; Perkinsozoa; Perkinsida; Perkinsidae. The transcript is spliced from 8 exons. The record is from RefSeq and is a predicted model, not a curated record.